Pangasianodon hypophthalmus (striped catfish) is the source of this 1132-nucleotide messenger RNA. RefSeq names its product heat shock protein, alpha-crystallin-related, b12 (gene hspb12). Bases 202 to 741 code for a protein of 179 amino acids. The record is from RefSeq and is a predicted model, not a curated record. Lineage: Eukaryota; Metazoa; Chordata; Actinopteri; Siluriformes; Pangasiidae. The transcript has 3 exons.
CUUUCUGAAGUGUCUUCUGAAGAGCUUUUUCCACGUCUUAUCAGCUCUUCGGUUAUUCCGGGAGCUCUAAUGCCAGGAGAGAGGCCAUGUAUGGAGACAGGAAAAGCACCGUUCAGACCCACAAUGCACCAGGGCAUGGGUUAAAUCAGACCCGCAAAGUUCUCCAGCUCUAACAGUCCAACUUCUGGUUCAUCCAGCACAAUGACCUCUCUGACCAGCUGCUCUUCCUCUCGUUCGUCCUCAUCCUCGUUCCGUUCUUCAGCGAGGUACAGCUGUAGCAGCAUCACAUCCAUCCAAACGGAAGCUUCCUCUCCUCCUUCAGAUCCCCUCUUCAUGCCUUUCCUGGAUCAGAGAGCAACGGCGCUUUUCGGGGGUCACGAAGGCGACUCGGAGUCGUUCAUGAGCGAGAGAGAAACAUUCGGAGGUUGCCAGGGAGACAGGAAAUCCCACACAGGGGGUUACCAAGUCAGUACAGGAGCGAUCUGGGUGGAUGAUCGUUAUUACACGUCGGCGGACGUCAGCCGAUUUGAGCCGCAUGAUAUAGUGGUGAUGGCCUUCAACAGCAGCAUCGUUAUUCACGCUGAGAAGGUCGGAGAUGACGGCUGCGUCACGGACAAAUUUACCCACAAGUCUUUGCUGCCAGAGGACAUGGACCCUCUGUCUGUUAGCGGGACUCUGACGCCGGAGGGCAUGCUCGUGAUCAGUGUGAAAAGCACGUCCAGACCCCCGUCACGUCCCUGACCCCGACCUUCUGACUCACCUCAGACUUCCUAACCUUUGACCUCUGGCAACCUGGCAACCAAAAAAAUACACACAAUAUGAAUCAACAUGGUGUACUACUGUAUUAGCACAGCUAGCAUUAGCACUGUGAAAAUGUAUCUAUAUUAAUUUGUGUUAAUGAUUAAAUGAAGGCAUUUAGCACAUUAUUUAUUUAGCAUAGCCUAGUUUUCAGUAGCCUUUAGCACUUAGCAUGCUCACUUAUCACUUUUAAAAGCAGACGUAAUUUUUUUUGUUUCAUCCAAAGAAAAUGGAUAUUAUUUAACGCUGCAUGUAGCAUACAUUUAGCAUGUUCUCCAUUAGUGUUGUUACAUGUUUGCUAAUUCCUGACUCUGGUAUUAAAGGGUUAAUUUAA